Molecule: messenger RNA, 2127 nt
Organism: Impatiens glandulifera
Lineage: Eukaryota; Viridiplantae; Streptophyta; Magnoliopsida; Ericales; Balsaminaceae
Product: ferric reduction oxidase 5-like
Exons: 7
Coding region: 12-2117 (701 amino acids)
Cellular component (GO): plasma membrane
Molecular function (GO): oxidoreductase activity
Source: RefSeq, a predicted model, not a curated record
UAACAACAAGAAUGGGUAGCCUCACUUUAAUCUUGAGGAUGAUGUUCUUCAUUGUGCUUGUUGGAUGGCUUGUUAUUUGGAUUAUUAUUCCUACAAGUACUUACAAAAAUUCUUGGACACCGAAUCUCAUUGAGAAAAUCGGCUCCUCUACUUAUUUCGGGUCGCAAGGUACGAAUCUCUUGCUUCUUAGUUUCCCUGUGAUGUUGCUGGCUGCUUUGGGCUGUGUUUAUCUCCAUUUGGAGACUAUUAAGAAGGAGAAGAUUGCUUGUGGCUCGAGUAGUAUGCAUCGACCAGAUUUCUUGAGGAGACCGGUUCAUAUAUCGAGUACUUUUGGUAGUGUGACGAUGACGGAGCUUGUAUUUGUUGCGAUGUUUUUUGCACUAUUGAUAUGGUCUUUGGCCAAUUAUUUGUACAUCAGCUUUGGUCACCUCCACAUGCAUAAAGAAGGGGAGAAAGUAUGGCAGGCUAAGUUUCGCAGUGUGUCCCUUAGGUUGGGAUACAUUGGAAACAUUUGUUGGGCAUUUUUGUUCUUUCCAGUAACACGAGGAUCUUCAAUCUUGCCAAUGGUUGGAUUGACAUCGGAAUCAAGCAUCAAGUACCACAUAUGGCUUGGCCACAUCUCAAACCUCCUAUUCACUUUACAUACAAUUGGUUUCAUUAUCUACUGGGGUUUAACUCAGCAAAUGUCCCUGAUGCUAGAGUGGAGCAAAACAUAUGUUUCCAAUGUAGCUGGAUGGAUAGCAAUGUUGUUUGGAUGGGCAAUAUGGGUGACAAGCUUUCCAUCCAUUAGAAGAAAGGCAUUUGAGCUCUUCUUUUAUACUCAUCAUCUCUAUGCUCUUUAUAUAGUCUUCUAUUUGAUACAUGUUGGUGGACCAUAUGUGUUCAUGAUCUUGCCCGGGAUCUUCCUCUUUAUCAUCGAUCGAUAUCUCAGAUUCUUGCAGUCUCAAAAAAGGGCAAGAUUAGUCUCUGCCCGCCUCUUACCUUGUGAAGUGGUUGAGCUCAACUUCUCCAAAUGUCAUGAUCUUCGAUAUAAUCCCACAAGCAUAAUGUUUGUCCACGUGCCGAGCAUUUCGAAGCUGCAAUGGCACCCUUUCACUGUCAUUUCUAGCGGAAACUUGGAGCUAGAUAUAAUAAGUGUCGCCAUUAAAAGCCAAGGAUCAUGGAGUCAGAAGCUAUACAAAGAGCUUUCUUCUUCCAAGAGUCAUCUAGAGGUCCAUGUAGAAGGACCAUAUGGACCGGUUUCACCCGACUUGUUAAGGAGGGAUUGCUUAGUAAUGGUAAGUGGAGGAAGCGGUAUCACCCCAUUCAUCUCCGUAAUUCGCGAAGUCAUACACCUAAGAACACAGACUGGAUCGCACAUUCCGAAGAUGCACUUGAUAUGUGUUUUCAAGAACUCAAUUGAUCUCACCAUGCUUGAUCUUCUGUUGCCAGCAUCAAGCAUGAUCUCCCCAGAAAUCCUUUCCAAGUUAGAAUUGAAAAUAGAGGCCUAUGUCACCAAGGACAUUGAAGAGCAGCCAAAAUCUAACCGAGAUCUUAUCCAUUCAAUAUGGUUUAAGCCAAAUCCCAAUGACUCUCUAGUUACUGCAGCCCUCGGAUCUAGCAGUUGGUUAUGGCUCGGGGCAAUAAUCACGACGUCCUUCCUCAUGUUCUUACUUCUUCUGGGGAUCGUGACUCGUCACCUUAUUUACCCGAUUGAACACAACAAACAAAUUUACAACUUCAGUGGGAAAGUCCUUUGGGACAUGUUCUUGGCUUGUGUUGGUGUGUUUAUUGGCACUAGUGCAAUAUUUUUAUGGCAAAAGAAGAAGAUAUCGGGUACAGAAGGCAAGCAGGUUCAAAAUGUCGAGUUGCAGACUCCAACCGCUUCGCCCGGAUUGCAGUUUCAUGGUGGCGAGACGACAGAGUUGGAAAGCCUCCCACGCGACUCUCUUGUUCAAGACAUAGCCGUGCAUCAUGGUGCAAGGCCUAACCUCAAGAAGAUAUUAUUCGAUUGCGAAGGAUCUGAUGUCGGGGUGAUGGUGUGUGGACCGAAGGAAAUGAGGCACGAGGUAGCGAGAAUAUGUUCUUCGGGUUUGGCAGAAAACCUUCAUUUUGAGGCCAUCAGCUUCAAUUGGUAAAAUAUGCAUG